AUGGCUUCACUGGAAAAGCAUAGUUCUACAAUUAUGCCCCCGGCGACUCCUGUAUCGGCACGCCUAUCGAACUCAUCUUAUAGCAAGCGCAUUGCAGAGCAAGCAGCCAACCAACCAACUAAUCGCCAACCACCCAACGGGCAUCUCCACAAACAACCAACCACACCACUCCUACGAAGCUGCUAUGACGACGCCACCCCAACACAACAGAGCACAAGCAGCAUUAUUCUGACAGGCUUCGUGCGCCCACUGAAGCUACUUGUACUUUCACCGGUCGUCUUUUUCUUUUCCUUAUAUAUAUCCUUUGUUUUUGGCGUCGUUUAUCUUUUGUAUACUACGAUCCCAAGCGUCUUCACAACACAAUACAGUUUCGACCCAAGUCAGAUCGGUCUCGUCUAUCUAGCUCUAGGCGCUGGGAACAUUCUUGGAUGGCUUGUUACCACACUUUACUCUGACAAGCUUGUAGUGAAGCUUGCAAAAGCCAAUGGCGGUGUAUUCGAACCAGAGAUGCGUCUUCUCAUUAGCAUCUAUUUUGGAGUAUUUCUUCCAGUCACCCUCUUCUGGUAUGGGUGGAGCGCAUAUUAUAAUGCGCCACUAGCAUCGACCAUAAUAGGACUGAUACCCUAUGGAUUCGGCAUCAUGGGGCUAUUUCUUCCUAUUACAACGUACAUUUUGGACAGUUAUCCGCUUUAUGCGACUUCUGCCAUUGCAGCCAAUGUCAUUUUGAGAAGCGCUGUCGGUGCACUAUUGCCACUAGCUGGACCCCCAAUGUACGCAUCACUUGGACUUGGAUGA
[Torrubiella] hemipterigena is the source of this 795-nucleotide messenger RNA. The record is from the annotation of a GenBank genome assembly. Lineage: Eukaryota; Fungi; Ascomycota; Sordariomycetes; Hypocreales; Clavicipitaceae.